GGAAAAUCAAGUUUCCCUCUCUAAAAAGAUGGCAGGUGAGGGGGAUGCUACGUCCAGCCUGAACUACAGGGCCGGUCAAGGUCACACGCUUAGUUGUCUCUCAGUCACCGUCGAAACAAGCACGCUACCUGUCUACCGCUGUGUCAUCUGAAGGCAAGCGUUAUAGUCUUUCAGGUGACAAUAUUGUCACCAUGGCAUUCCAAUAUCCUUACGUGUCCAAGUCAGUGGUCUUGGCGGCUACAUAUUUUGCCGCUCUCUUUACAAUGUCCAGUCCUCCUUCGGACAGCUACUACGAUGCUCAUGCUCUAAAAGAGGAAUAUGACUUCGUCGUUGUCGGUGGCGGCUCCGCGGGAAGUGUGGUGGCCAACAGGCUCUCUGCGAACCCUAAAGUUUCAGUCCUGCUCAUCGAGGCUGGAAGAGCAGAAGAUGCGACGAUACGAGUUCCACUUUAUGCGAUGCUUCACCUCCGGGGGCCAUAUGACUGGAAUUACAAGACUGUACCGCAGGAGCACGCUUGCCUCGGUUACAAGGAUAGAAGAAGCGUAUGGGCAAGAGGAAAAGGUUUGGGUGGUUCGAGCCUCAUAAACUUCAUGAUGUAUGUCAGAGGGAACAAGAGAGAUUACGACUUGUGGUCUGAAAACGGAGCCACUGGUUGGUCUUAUGAAGAAGUAUUGCCUUAUUUCAAGAGCAUCGAGACUUUGGACAUUCCAGAACACGCAAAUAACGGUUACCGCGGUGACAGCGGAGAGCUCCCAAUAUCUUUUCCUUCUUUUCAUACCCUCGUCAGUGAUGCUUUUCUGGAAGGUUGCAAGGAACUAGGAUACAAGUACACGGAUUACAACGGAGCCAGUCAGACAGGCUAUUCAAGGGUACAGUUUAACAUCAAGAAUGGCCAUCGCUAUAGCGCGGCAAGAGCAUUUCUAGAGCCUAUAGUAAAAGAAAGGCCAAACCUUCAUAUCACCCUGGACAGCAUGGCAACCAAGAUCCACUUCAAAGGGAAGACUGCUGUGGGAGUCCAUUUCGAAAAGAACGGUGCAAAACACUUCGUCCGUGCCAAGAAGGAAGUCAUCCUAUCAGCAGGUGCCAUCGCAUCGCCGCAACUUCUCAUGUUAUCUGGCGUAGGACCAAACGAAGAACUACGCAAACACAAUAUAGACGUGGUUGCCGACCUUCCGGUUGGUAAAAACCUUCAGGACCACAUAUUUGUCGGAGGAGUCUCAGCAUUGACCGAGGAGAAUCACGCAGUUGACACCAGGAGCUUGUCCGCCAUCACAAGCUACGCGUACGAUGGAGCAGGUCCUCUCGCGAUCCCAGGGGCCGUCGAAGUGCUAGCGUUCAUGAGUUCAUCGUUCGUCAACGAAACCCUCGACUACCCAGACAUUGAACACGUACUCUUUUCUGCAACACCAUCAGCCGAAGAGACGGAGACGUUCCUUUACGACUUAGGAUACACGUAUGAUCUCUAUUCCAAGUACUUCCUGCCACGAAGAGGGAAGUUCGGCUUCAUGAUUUGCCCGGUUCUAAACAGACUAAAGUCUCGCGGUGAAAUUACAUUGAACACGACAAACCCCUACGACCACCCCAUCAUUGAUCCCAAGUACUUCACGCACCCGGAUGAUGUAGAGGUUGCCAUUCAAGCUACAAAACGGACCCUCCAGUUCAUAGAGACGAAGGCAAUGAAGGCCAUCGGAGCGAAGCUUUGGGACAUACCUUUUCCAUAUUGUGUACAUCAUACUCCCUGGGGCGACGAGUACUUAGAAUGCGUGGUGCGGCAUCUAACGCAGACGGCCUGGCACUAUUGUGGCACUUGUGCCAUGGGUGUGGAUGAUAAAGCUGUCGUUGACCCGAGGCUCAGGGUUCGCGGUGGCGUGAAGAACCUCCGCGUCAUCGACGCAUCUAUCAUGCCGGAAAUCGUCAGCGGAAACAUAAAUGCAGCCACCUUAAUGAUAGGUGCAAAAGGCGCUGCGUUAGUUCUAGAGGAUAAUAAUUUAAAUAAAAGCUAAGACAAUUCA
Molecule: messenger RNA, 2012 nt
Organism: Ornithodoros turicata
Lineage: Eukaryota; Metazoa; Arthropoda; Arachnida; Ixodida; Argasidae
Product: 4-pyridoxate dehydrogenase-like
Exons: 12
Coding region: 192-2003 (603 amino acids)
Molecular function (GO): flavin adenine dinucleotide binding; oxidoreductase activity, acting on CH-OH group of donors
Source: RefSeq, a predicted model, not a curated record